This is a messenger RNA of Cucumis sativus (cucumber), 3587 nucleotides long. Its product is annotated as GBF-interacting protein 1-like. The coding region runs from base 300 to 2939 and encodes 879 amino acids. The record is from RefSeq and is a predicted model, not a curated record. The transcript has 11 exons. Lineage: Eukaryota; Viridiplantae; Streptophyta; Magnoliopsida; Cucurbitales; Cucurbitaceae.
UCUUCGUCUUCUUCACAACCAAAUAGAUCAAUUUUUUCUUUUUUUUUUUUUUUUUUACAAACCCCUCUCCCCUUUCUCUCACACCUUAGUUUUCCUCCAUACCCUCUCAAAUCUGGUUUUUUCUUCUCUGUUUGCUGUUCUUUCUCUUUGUUUUUCUUCACUUUUACCCCUUCUCUUCUGCCCCUUUUCACCGAUUACUGUUUUUUCUUUUCUCUCUCUCUCUCUCUCUCUCUCUCUCUCAAGUUUUUUUCUUUUUCUUUCUUCAUCCUGUAUUUGGGGUUUCUUGGUUGUGAAGAAGGAUGAGUGGUGGUGGGUCUAGGGCUUCUUCAAUCCCCAACAGUGUGAGGAAGACGAUCGAGAAUAUUAAGGAGAUCACGGGCAAUCAUAGUGAUGAUGAGAUUUUUGCAAUGCUUAAAGAAUGUUCUAUGGAUCCCAAUGAGACUGCUCAAAAGCUUCUUCUUCAGGAUACAUUUCAUGAAGUGAAGAGCAAACGUGAGAGGAGAAAAGAGAAUGCAAACAAUCGAGAGUCUGUAGAGUCACGGUGGAAAACAGGCAUGCAGGGAAGGGGUGGUAGAGGUGGUCGUAUAAAUUCUUCUCCUCGUUAUAUUUCUCAUGAUACUGGGGGUGGCCGGAACCCUGGACCUGGAAGAGAGAAUGGAGUAAAUCAAUCAAUUGAGAAGAGUGGCUCGUUAUCCAUGCCUACUUCUCAAGAGACAAAAAAUAAAGAAAAAAUACCAGUAACAAGUUCCCCAUCUGUUGGAAAUGGUGCCACAAAUGUAGCUACCGGAAAUGUUUCUGAAGCAACUUCAUCUUCAGCGGACAUAAGUGGUAAGGGGAGUGCAUUGCCUCCUAUAAAUGCAAACAAGAACCCAAACCGAGCGCUUGGUACAAGGCUCUCAAGUGAGCGGCCCAUACCGAACUCUGACAACAGCGUAGUACCAAUCACAGUGGCGUGUUCAUCAACAGCAUUGAGCUCCUCAUCUUUAGAUCCAUCCAGUGAUGCACAACUACCAGGUCCGGUGGAUGCAAUUAAAUGUGAUGGGGCAAGCUUAUCGCAUCCUAAUGAAUCAAGCACAGCUAAUCUCGUGGAAAAUAAAUUAAUUCUUGAGACUUUGGAGAUCAGCAACUCUCUGGCUCAAGAAAAUCAACGAGUUAAAUCUCCAAAAGUUGAGGAGAGCCUGCUCAAUGAGAUUUCGCCACCUUCUGUGUCAUUACAGGGCAGCUCUAGUGCUAGUUUACCUUCUAAUCAUAAUAAACGGCCACAACAAGUAAUUGGUUCUCAUAAAGCUAGUUCUAAUAAGGAAUGGAAACCAAAGACGACAAGUUCCGUUGCUAUACAGCAAUCGAGAACUGUCAGUGGGGCUGCUGCUGCAUCUGAGGUUCCAGGCGUUACCAUUGAUGUGACUGAACAUUUAGAGCCUGUUUCGAGGGUCCUUGAUUCGGAAGAGGCUACUAUGAAACUGCAGAAGAAAUUAGAAGAGUUGCAUGUGUCAAAAAGCCAGCUUGUUAUUCUUCCGAACCACAUCCAGGUUCCUGAAUCUGAACGAUCAAAGCUAAGCUUUGGAAGUUUUGGCAUUGGUUUUGGGGUUUCUGCCAUUGUUCCAAGCGGUCAAGAGAGUGACCAGAAACAUACACCCGUUUCUGAAGCGUCAGUGGAUGGCGAUGAAAAUGUAGAGGAUGAAGCUUCGAGUUAUCCCAAUGCCUUGAGAAGUACUGAAGAAGUGGAUUCUCCUGAUCAUCCACAAUCCCCUGUUUGUGUGCCUGAGGAUUUAUCGACCAGUGGAGGUGAACUUCCAUCAAGCACAAUUCAGGAGUUCAAUGAUUUAAAGCAGGAGACAGUAUUACCUUCCGGAGGUCACACAAACUCCGUUCCCCAAACUUCUUCAAGUUACAGUUUUGGAUUUAUCUCCCCUGUAGUUGGGAGUCAGAUUACAGCUGUUGAAAACUCUGAUUCUCAAGGCCGCGAUGCUUCUCGUCUUCCCAGCUUUGUCGUUCAACAACCUUUUGAUCCUUCGAGUUACUAUGCCCAGUUUUACCGGUCGGGUGAGAGUGAUGGUCGACUUUCCCCCUUUCUUUCUCCUGGAGUUGCUGCUAAGUACAAUGGCAAUGUUGCGUUGUUGUCUCCUUCAAGCUCUCAAUCUCCUCAAGAGGGUGUGGUUUUGACUACAGCAGGUCCAACAGCACUGUUAACUCAAGCCGCUGGGCUCAUGCAGAGCUCCAUAGCUGUGACUCAGCAGCCUGUCCCCGUUUUUCGACCUCCAACUGGGGUCCAUAUUUCUCAUUAUCCCCCCAACUACCUACCAUAUGGUCAUUAUUUCUCCCCCUUCUAUGUUCCACCUCCCCCCAUCCAUCAAUUUGUUGGCAAUAAUCCAUUUCCUCAACAACCUCAAGGAGGCAAUAUCUAUCCAGCUCCGCCAGCAGCAACUGCUGCAGUUAAAUAUUCAAUUCCACAAUACAAGAUGGGAGCCAAUUCUGGUAACUCAUCUCACAUUGGCGUGCCCAGUGGUUAUGGCCCUUAUGGCUCUUCAGCAUCAGGCUAUAGUCCUAGCUCUGCUGCACCAGCUGCAAAUACCACCGCUAAUGAGGACCUUGGUGCAUCGCAGUUCAAGGAAAAUAGUGUAUACAUCACUGGACCACAGAGUGAAGGUUCAGCUGUGUGGAUUGGUGCACCCGGAAGAGAUAUGUCGAAUUUGCCCACUAAUUCGUUCUACAACCUUCCACCACAGGGUCAACAUGUGACCUUUACACCAACACAGACAGGUCAUGGUACAUUUGCCAGUAUCUAUCACCCAGCACAAGCAGUAACUCCAGGAACAGUUCACCCGCUUCUGCAACAAUCACAAGCCGUGCCUGGAGGAGGAGUCGAUACGGUAGGACCCGGAGGUAGCAUUUAUCAACAACCUCAACACUCGCAGAUGAAUUGGCCGAGUAACUAUUAGGUAACUACAAAUCAGAAGCUUUUUUCUUAAAAAAUUAAUAUUGGGAUUUUUGGGAGAGCUCCCAGCAAUUGUGGAUCGAGAAAAGAAUAUCAGGGGAAGAGUUGGCUAUUGACUGGAGAAUGUUUUAGAGGAGCAGGAAAAGACUGAUUCUACUGUUUGCUUGAAGUGAGUACAUGAAAGGUGAAGCCCACCUAUAACAGAUAUUUACCAUUUUAAGUUAGUUCAACUAGGCAUGUGCAGUUGUUCUAUUUCUUGCAGCUGGUGCUAUAUGGAAUAUCUCUCCCUCUCUCUCUCUCUCUUUCUUUCUCUCUCUCUCUCUCUCUCUCUCUCAAUUCUUCAUUUGAUAAGCUUUUUCGAGCGUUUCUAUUGUUGAAUUCUUCAAACUGAGAGAAUUUGCGAGUCAAAAGUGUUGAGAAAUCUUUUUGCAUUCUUUCUUCUUUAAUUUGGAGAUCUUAUAGGGGCUUUUGAAAGAAAGGUAAGAUAUAGGCUGGUGAAGAAUUUUUCCUUCUUUAAUUUUUCAGCUACCUUACCUGUAAAGUUAUUUGAUGAUAGCAAGAAAAAAAAAGUUGUAUUCAUGUAAUCCAGAAAAUGUGAAUUGUUUUGGUUGACUGAUUUAUAUUUUAAUACUUUAGUUCUCAUCUUCCUCAA